ACCAAAACAAGAUCUGUAGCAAGUGGGAUUUGUGUUGGAUGAUAUAAAAAGCAGGUAAAUCUUCGACAGAAUCAUCAGAUCUUCUGGACUUACCGACGUAGUCACUACCUAUCCUCAUUCAACAUGGUUGCGAAGUUCGUCGUCGUCCUCGCCUUCGUGGCAGUGGCCUCCGCCAGCUCCCUCUCCAGCUUCUCGUACGGCGUGGCCGACCCCAACACCGGCGACUACAAGAACCAGGUCGAGACCCGCGCCGGGGACAACGUUCAGGGACAGUACUCCCUCCUCGAGUCCGAUGGCACCCGCAGGACUGUCGACUACGCUGCCGGCGCUGGCGGCUUCAACGCCGUUGUCAGGAAGGACCCUGCUCUGAUCGCUGCCGCUCCCAUCUCCUACGCUGCCCCCAUCUCCUACGCUGCCCCCAUCUCUUACGCUGCCCCCAUCCCCUACGCCGCCCCCAUCUCUUACGCCACCCCUUACGCCUAUGGCGCCCCUUACGCCAGGUUCGGAUACCCCUAUGGACGAUUCUACUUUCACUGUGCAACAAAUAAACUUAUCGAAAUGGCAGCUAAGUUCGUCGUUGUAGCUCUCUUGGUGGCGGCCGCCCAGGGCAGCGCGAUCCAUGGCGGUAACUACAACAGCUUCUCCUAUGGAGUGUCGGACCCCCACACCGGCGACGUGAAGAGCCAGCACGAGACCCGCGUGGGCGACAGCGUGGUCGGCCAGUACUCGCUGCUGGAAUCCGACGGCACAAAGCGCACCGUCGACUACGCCGCUGAUGCCCACUCCGGAUUCAACGCUGUCGUGCACAAGGACCCUCUGCUGCACGCCGCUCCCGUCGCCAUCGCGCACUCCGCUCCUCUGGCGUACGCCGCCCACGCAGCUCCUCUGGCGUACGCCGCCCACGCCGGUCCUCUGGCGUACGCCGCUCACGCCGCUCCUCUCGCUCACGUCGCCCACGCCGCUCCUCUCGCGUACGCUACCAGCGUCGCCCACGGUGCUCCUCUUGCCCACGCGGCGUACGCCGCUCCCUUGGCGCACUCUGCCUACGCUCACGGUGCCAUCGCCGCUCCCCUCGCGCAUGUCGCCCAUGGCGCUCAUGGACUCGGAUAUGCUGGCCAUUUGGGAUACUCCCAUUAUUAGAAACUAAAUUAUCCUAGACAAUAUACAAUACUCAAAUGAGCUAUGGGUUUUUACCAUGGUCACGAAACUACUGUGAUUACGUCAAAUAAAUGACAUUAAUAUAAA
Messenger RNA from Cydia amplana, 1245 nucleotides. RefSeq names its product cuticle protein 18.6-like. The record is from RefSeq and is a predicted model, not a curated record. The coding region runs from base 124 to 1140 and encodes 338 amino acids. NCBI's taxonomy places the organism in Eukaryota, Metazoa, Arthropoda, Insecta, Lepidoptera, Tortricidae. The transcript is spliced from 4 exons. Gene Ontology annotation, cellular component: extracellular matrix.